UCAACCAUGUUAUCAACCUUGAGUAGCAUCGUGUCUGCCCGGUAUGGCAGCUUUAAUGCAGCCUGGGCUCUUGUCAUCACGUGGCGCUAUGUAGAAGCCCUCUCACCGGAUAAAAGUACCAACUCUUUCCAAGCUGUGCUUGUGACAGAUUACAUUCAUGGCUAUGUUAUUUUCAACUACGAGCGCUGCGGCAUGAACUGGAACGAAAAGCUCUUGGCAAACGACAACGUCAUCCAGGGCUUCACCUGCGGACAAUAUGGCAACAAAUUCUACCUGGACAUACCGAGUGACUUGCGUUUCCGCCCGGGAAAUAUGGUUGGAAAUACCGGGAUAUACGGGCGCUGGGUCCAGCGACUGGACAGCCUACCGGACAAUUUCGUCAAUCCCCGCUUGUUCUGUAGGAACUGGUCCAGCAGGCAGGUUGUUGAUAAUUUUAUCCUUUCCUACUGGUUUGCGACUGCUCACACUUGUCCAUGCAGUUGGUUCCAGGCAAGUGCGGACCCAAGGUGGACAUACAUUGGUUACAGUUAUUUCCUCCCAAACUCAGGAAGCACUGCUGUUUGCUAUGUCAGGACGUUUACGUUUCCUAAUACUCCGGGCCCGCUAUGCUGCUACAGCACAUGGACAUGGAGUCUUCUCCGGGGCGUCAGGAAUGCAAUAGUUGCUUCCGUCUUUGAACAUUAUCCAGUCAGUCCCUUGUUUUAUACACCUGAUCGGUUCAACCGGUGGUAUGAUCUGGAAGUAUUGCCUCGGUAUUACUGCUGUCAGGCUUCUACACUCUGCGGCUUGUACUACGCCUCCAGACCGCCCAUGGGUUGUCGGAGAUACCGACCACCAUUUUGGUUCUGGUUCUGGGGAGACCCCCACAUCAAAACCCUGGACGGAGUUGAGUACACCUUCAAUGGUCUGGGGGAAUAUACAGUGGCUCUCGUUGAAGAUGACAACGGAGGGACAAUCUUUGAACUACAAGGCCGGACACAGCGAGCUACCAAUGUAGAAAGUGGUCAACUCACGGAUGCAACUUUCUACUCUGGGUUUGCUGCAGAGUAUCCUGGAGAAGGAAGGGUUGAAGUGAAAUUAAACAAAAGGCAGAACGCCGAUGACCUGAUAACAACUGUCAAUGGAGACGUUGUCACGCCUACAACAGCAGGAUUGCUAAUUGGCAAUGUGACUGUCAAAAGGGAUGCAUCAACUAACAAAGUGGUCACCAUGUUCCCUGGCGAUAUUCAGUUUACAGUGGGAGUAAACAACAGCAUUGGAGACAUAACUGUCCAGUUUGGGCAAACAUAUAUGGGAAACACCAAAGGACUUCUGGGUGUUUGGGAUGGCGACCAAAGCAACGAUGCAACAAGACGUGACGGUACUAUACAAGCAGCCACCGGUGAAAACGGAGAGAUGAUUGAAAGUGACUUCUAUGCAUUUGGUGAAACCUGGCGUAUCACUGAAGCGAAUUCUCUCUUCUACUAUGUGGGUGACGAGACUUUUGCAUUAUCAAACGAACACUCCUUCGUGCCAAGUUUCUAUGAAGACCUUGUCGCAGCUGCAACUCCGGAAAAAUUGGCAAAGGCUCAAGAGCUGUGCGGAGACAACAAGAUGUGUUUGUUUGACACACUGGCGACAGACGAUGAAAGCAUCGGACAGUCUACAGUGAUGCUGAAUGAAAUGAAUUCUGCAAGCGAAAGUGCAGCAACCAACUAUCCACCAAACAUAACGGCUUCGGAUACCUUUAGGGUGAUGGUUGGUGUGCUAUUCACAGAACAACUGGAAGCCAUGGAUCCUGAUGGAGACGAUGUUAUAUUUUCAUUGGUGGAGCCAGUUGAAGGUGCAUCCAUCACCGAAGACGGUGGUCUCUUCACUUGGACGCCAGCGGACAAGUCGAAGGUCAUGGUUGGUUUCCUUGCAACAGAUGGCAAGGCUAAUGCAACACAUGAACCAACCGUACAGCUCUGUGACUGCAUGAACGGUGGCACGUGCCUGUGGGAUGAAUUUGUGAUGGGCACGGAUGUUGUUGAAGACCGUUUUGGGGUGGUGCUAUGCGAGUGUGAUCCUGGCUGGAGUGGUGAGUUCUGUGAAGUGGAUUACGACGCCUGUGAGGACGGCCCCUGUUUCAUGGGCGUGGCUUGUUUUGACGAAGCGCCACCGUCGUUGAACAACACCUGUGGCCCCUGCCCUGAAGGACUUGAGGGUGACGGCAGGUUCUGUCAAGAUAUUGACGAGUGUGAGCUGUACCAAGACGAGCCAGCCAGCAGUGGUGGACGCGGCUGCGAUCAGAUCUGCAACAACCUCCUCAUGGACUACAACUGCAGCUGUGAAUCUGGCUACUCCUUGUACAUUGACAACAGGCGAUGCAUUGAUAUCGACGAAUGUGAAAUGGACCUGCACAACUGCAGCGUCAACGCCGUGUGCAACAACACCAAGGGCAGCUACGAGUGUGACUGUAAACCAGGCUUCAGAGACGACUUCAUGGAUGGAACGUCGUGUACAGACCUCAUGGAAUGCAUGGACAAUAGUAGCUACACUUGCGACGAGAAAGCUAAGUGUGAAAACACCAUCGGCUCGUACCUGUGUGUGUGCAUUGCGGGAUAUGAAGGUGAUGGCAAGACAUGUCAAGAUCUGAAUGAAUGCACAAGGAACCUGGAUGAUAACUGUCAUGCUGAAGCCGAUUGCACAAACACCGUGGGGUCAUACACGUGUGCGUGUGGGGAUGGCUGGACUGGCGAUGGCACCAACUGCACCAAUGUAGACGAAUGUGCCGCAUCGUUACCAGUCUGUCAUGAGAACGCUGAAUGUACGGACACUCAAGGUAGCUUUACAUGCCAGUGCAACACUGGUUAUGUUGGCAACGGAAUGAUGUGUGCGGAUUUGAAUGAGUGUACCACUGGUCAGGACGAUUGUUUGGCCGUUACUGGUGAUUGCAGCAACACAGUGGGUAGCUUUGACUGCAGCUGUAAGGAUGGAUAUACUGGGGACGGUCGGACAAACUGUACAGAUAUCGAUGAGUGUCAGGGAAACAAUGAUUGCUCGGCGAACGCUAAUUGCACCAACACUGUGGGCAGCUAUCAGUGUAACUGUGUUACUGGAUACACAGGGGACGGACAGACCUGCGAAGACAUUAACGAAUGCACUCUUGGACUUGACGACUGCCAGCAAGAGUGCUCCAACACCGAGGGAUCAUUUGCUUGCAAUUGUAGCACUGGAUUCACCCUUCGAGACCGAGUUUGUCAGGCUGAAAUGGUGUGUUCGGAUACAAAUUGCACCCAGGGUGACUGUUACAGAGCCAGCAAUACAGACAUGUGCCUCUGCUACCCAGGAUACGCAAUCAAUGGUGAUAUCACUGUCUGCGAAGAUAUUGAUGAGUGCACAAGCCAGAGUGACCCUGACAUGUGUGGUGCCAACUCGAUGUGUGAUAACCUGGAAGGCAGUUACGAGUGUCGUUGUUAUCCCGGUUACACUCUCAAUAGUGACCAACGGACCUGUUCAGAUGUGAAUGAAUGCCAAGCCGGUACUCAUAACUGCGAUGCUAUGAGCCAGAUGUGCGUCAACGAUGAACCCUACUUCACUUGUGACUGCAAGCCUGGCUUCAGCAGCGAGAGUUUCAACGGAUCCUGCUCAGACGUCAACGAAUGUUUGAAUGACACCUUGAAUGAUUGCCACAUCGACGCUGACUGCCUGAACAAUAACGGUUCCUUCACCUGCCAAUGCAAAGACGGAUUUACUGGCACCGGACAGCUAUGCUUUGAUAUUGAUGAAUGUUCCUUGCCCACCGACGACCCGAACUAUGCCAACUGCAGUCCCUUCGCAUCGUGCACCAACCUGGCGGGCUCAUUCCAAUGCAACUGCACCAUGGGAUACGAAGGGGGUGGGCAAACUUGCCAAAAUAUCAACGAGUGUGAGAGUGGGAUCUCCGCGUGCGCUACCAACAGCACCUGCACGGACAACUUAGGCAGUUAUCUCUGCACGUGCGACGAUGGUUUCCGUGGUGAUGGCUUCACCUCGUGCGUCAACAUCAAUGAGUGUCAGGAGAACCCUGGCGUGUGUCACUCCUUAGCGACGUGCACAGACACCGAGGGAGCAUCGUGCAACUGUAACCAGGGUUACCAAGGAAAUGGCACAUAUUGUGAAGAUGUGAAUGAAUGCAUGACCGGUGCUGAUGAGUGUGCAGCUGACAUUGCUGAGUGUAUGAACAAUGUCGGUAGCUACAUGUGUUCCUGCAUAGGUGGUUAUGUCUCUGCAGGCUUCCCAACUGGUAGACAGUGCGAUGAUGUUGAUGAGUGUGCGCUGAAUCUUGACAACUGCGAUACAUCGGUGUCGCUAUGUAACAACACUGUCGGUAGCUACAUGUGUGACUGCAAGGAGGGGUAUGAAAAGAAUGAAUUGGGCCAGUGUGAAGAUGUGAACGAAUGUGAUGGGACUCCAUGUACGAUGGCCAACUCAAUGUGCGCUAAUCUGCCAGGGACGUAUGAGUGCAACUGCAUGUUAGGAUUCUAUCAACAAGAGUCAGAAUGUCUGGCGGCUUAUUCAAAAGAGGCAUCUGCCGUGUUUGAAAUCAUCAGUGGCUUGGCUGUGGACGGUGCUGGAUUUAAUCUGGCAACAGGCUCCGUCACAUAUCGCCAGGAAUUGAAGAAUUCGAUGGAGGCAGCCUUCGGAGAUUCUUCUUUGAGUAGUUCCUUCAGGGAUGUAGUCAUCACAGACUUGACGCUGAGCUCGGACUCAACAACAGCUUUACUGACGUUGGUUAUCAACUUCCAAAGUGGCUCCACGCACUCGGAUCUAGAGAUCAUCAUGGCAUUGCUUGGCCAGCUGACGGGUAGCAAUGGGGGUCAGCUGGCUCCCAACCACCAGCUGAUCAAACGGACGUUCAUUAUCGGUGACCCCAAGUGUGAUGCGACGCCCUGCAUUAACAGUGGUGAGUGUGUUGAGGACAACUUGGCCACGGGAGGAUACACGUGCAGCUGCCCACCGGGCUACAGCGGACAAAACUGCCAAGUCGAACCAUGUGACGUCAACCCUUGUAUGAACAGUGGGAAUUGUGCAGUUAACUCUUCAUCAGACACUGGCUACACCUGUACAUGUGGUCAAGGAUUCAGCGGCCCGCGGUGUGAAACGAUGGCACCUUGUCAAAUGGGCAACGACUGCGUAAACGGAGCAACUUGCAUCAACGAUCUGAACACUGCUCGCGGGUACACCUGCAGCUGUGACGUAGGGUUCAUGGGAGAAAACUGUGAAAUAGUAUGUAAGCUGUCAUGUGUGAAUGGCGGAACACUGGAUCUUGCAGCGUGCACAUGUACCUGUGCCGACAACUGGGAUGGACUAAACUGUAGCGCUUGCACAUUGGACUGCAUGAAUGGUGGUAAUUUGAAUGAGGCGACAUGUCAGUGCACAUGCAUAAACGAUUGGAGUGGAACGACCUGUACUGUCUGUAGUUUAACUGCCGAUAGCUGUCAGGAAGGAGAGAAUCUGUUCACCAGUACUUGUCAAUGCUCAGGUUGCCCAUCCACCUGUUUCAAUAAUGGAGUGCAGGAUCAGAAUUGCCAGUGUACAUGUGACAGUGACCAGAACUGGACAGGGGAUUACUGUUCCGAUUGUACGUUACAAUGCGAAAACGGUGCACAGCAGAAUAGUCAGACCUGUGAAUGUCCAUGCACAGGUAACUGGAUGGGAACAACUUGCUCUGAUUGCCCUUUGACCUGUGCAAAUGCUGGGAAUGUUAACAUUGGGAAGUGUCAGUGUACAUGUGCCGGUAGCUGGACUGGAACCACCUGCUCUGACUGCCCACUUAUCUGUCAAAAUGAUGGCACGUUGAAUGACGGAGCAUGUCGGUGUCAAUGCGAUCAAAACUGGAUGGGAGUUACCUGCUCUGACUGCGAGUUGAAUUGCAUGAAUGGCGGAACUCUCAACACUGCUACUUGCCAGUGUUCAUGUGCCCAGAGCUGGACUGGAACUGACUGUUCAGAUUGCCAGCUGUCUGCAUCAAGUUGCACGAAUGGAGGUGAAUUUGAUGCAAACUUCUGCGAGUGUCUUUGUCCGUAUGAUUUUUCAGGACCAACUUGUUCGGCUGCCAGUCCGUGUUCGUCCGGCAACCCUUCAUGCUCAGAGAGUGCAACAUUUUGUCAACCGGCUACCAACGCUGCCGGCUACACAUGCCAAUGCAACGGUUAUGAAGGAUUCUUCACUAACAAUAAUGGUUCAUGUACACAACGCGAGACACUCUACUUUUUCAUAGAAAUAGAUUUGCUUUUCGUCAGUGCCUACGGUAACCCAUCAUCCUCUGCAUGGAAACAACUUGCCACGAGGCUUAAUGCAGCGAUCAUGAACAAACUGCGGGGAGAUACUUCCACCAGCAAUGUGAUUGCGGUACAAGUUCUGAGCUUCAAAGAAGGCAGUGUGGUUGCACUCACGGCAAUAGCAUUCCAAGGGCAACCACCAUCGACGAAUGUUAUCAGCAAUGUGAUAGGAGCGGGUGACACACUUAACGAUGGGUCGGGAAACAUUCCGCUUGUCCCGAACUCUGUCAGUAACACAUCCAUGCCAUCGAAUUGCAUGCAGGGAGAUUGUAUGAAUGGCGGAACAUGCGAGAGGUCAGGAUUCUCCCCUCAGCUAACUUGCAGUUGUCCUGCAUCAUUUACUGGAGAGCGUUGUGAGACUCAAGUUGUAACCACGUCACCACCAGGUGGUGAUGUGUCGCCUCUAGCUACAGUUCUCAUCAUAGUCGGAUGUGUUGUUCUCCUGCUGGCCAUAGCAGGAAUAGUCAUGUGUUGUUGCAUGCUGAUGAGGCGUCAAUACCAAAUUAAGAGUCAAAUCUACCAUCAGUCAGGUAGACAGUUCCAAGCAAGUAGAGAACCCUUCGACUUUGAAGAUCGCAGAGAUCGCAGUCUGUCCUCUGACGAAAGCUACAGUGUAGCUGACUACAGGGAGGAAGAAAGGAGGAUGAAUCGUCUCGCUCAUGUCAUGAGCCAGUCACCUUACCUACAGUCUAUGCAGAAUCGCCCAGACUUCAUCCGACCAUACAUGGUGACUGGCAACGAGGCAUUUGAACGUUACCGAGAAAACGAAGCGCGUGAUGGAGGGGAUGUUGCAGGCCGCGUGGUGUACAAUCCCGCCCUCUACUACUAAACCUCGUCAUUGGCCACAGCUUCCAUUGCUGCAAAUGCAACUCUGCGACAAGUAAUGCCCAUGAGAUAAGACUGAACGACUAAGCGGAGGAUUGCAGCUUUACCAUGAUUACCAGUUCCACAGUUAUCCAUAUUCUAGUGUAGAAUGAAUCCUCACACAUACUGCAUUCACCCAAUUUGGUACCGUGUCUCUCCCCAUCUUAUUCUUGAUUUGAGGUGUUUUCUUGGUUCUUGUAGGAGAAGACAAAGCAAACACCCAUUUUCAAAACUAACCUCUUAAAAAACUAUCUCAGUUGAAACUUGUUUUGAAUCCAGCGAAGCAUGUUUGUUUUAUACCCCUACUUUCAUGAUUUUAAUUUCGUACACUCAUCCCCACCAGAGGGGGGCAUUCAUUGAUGUUAAAUAAAACUGCACAUUCAAUACUUUGUGGUUGGCUUCAUCACUAAUUAUAUGGAGAUAAAAUACAUUGUGUUAAUAUGAUCUGAAACUUCUCAGCACCCUUAUUAUUAUGGCCCAGCCUCAUACACUACUGUACAUGUAUUUCAUAUUUUUUUGUGGGUAACCCACUGAACUUCUACACAGUCUUGGAUGGAACUGUUCAGUGAUUUUGGUAAAGCAGCUGUUAUUUUAGUUCUUUGUUUAUUCAUUGGUGUAUUUAAUCCAUAAUAUGGGUACGAGGUAAAUAAAUGUAUGUCUUUCAUUUUUAAACAUAAAACAGUUUUUAGGCUGUUUUAACAAGUUAUAUGCUGCUUUGUAUUUUGAUCAGCUGUUAGUUACACCAUUUUAUAAUCUGUUUGGUAUUGUAUUUUAUUAGUGAGCGGAUGGAAAAAUGUAUAGUAGACUGAACGACUGAGCGAAGGAUUGCAACUUGACCAUGAUAACCAGUUCCACAGUUAUCCAAUUUCAUGUAGAGGAUUUAUCCGAUUUGGUACUGUGUGUCUCUCUCCCCUAUUCUUGAUUUGAGCUUUUUUUAGGA
Patiria miniata (bat star) is the source of this 8088-nucleotide messenger RNA. RefSeq names its product fibrillin-1-like. NCBI's taxonomy places the organism in Eukaryota, Metazoa, Echinodermata, Asteroidea, Valvatida, Asterinidae. Gene Ontology annotation, biological process: cell-matrix adhesion. Gene Ontology annotation, molecular function: calcium ion binding. The record is from RefSeq and is a predicted model, not a curated record.